Molecule: messenger RNA, 1551 nt
Organism: Ascochyta rabiei
Lineage: Eukaryota; Fungi; Ascomycota; Dothideomycetes; Pleosporales; Didymellaceae
Exons: 8
Coding region: 1-1551 (516 amino acids)
Molecular function (GO): iron ion binding; monooxygenase activity; oxidoreductase activity, acting on paired donors, with incorporation or reduction of molecular oxygen
Source: RefSeq, a predicted model, not a curated record
AUGUUUGAAAACACUCCAAUAAACUUCUGCAAAAGCUUCUGUCGAAACCAAUUUGCCUUCGCAGCUGCACUUGAGAUAGUUGCUGCAAUCAUGCCAAAUCUUUGUUACUUGAUAGUUGCAAGUGGUCUUGUGACGGUACUUUCAAUAGCCCUCUACAGGCGGUUCUUCCAUCCCCUCAGCAAAUUCCCAGGACCCAUCGCCUGUAGUGUCUCGCGUCUUCCGUGGGCAUAUCAUGUGUGCGUAGGAGAUUGGAUACACAAAGUACAUGCAAUGCACGAAAGAUACGGUUCUGUUGUACGAGUUGCACCGGACGAACUCUCAUUCAUUGACUCAGCUGCACUUCGGGACAUUUAUGGGCAUCGUCCCGGAGGCGAAUUUCCAAAAGCCAUCCGUCUCUUUCGGGGAACGGACAAAUUUCCAGUUUCUCUCCUGGUCACUCAAGACAUUGAAGCACACCGCAAACUCCGUCGACGACUAGCACCUAGCUUCUCCGAUCAGGCCAUGCGAUUGCAGGAGCCAUCUAUGAUCCGCUAUGUGGAUCUGCUCCUCAACCGUUUGAAUAAAUUAUGUGGUAUUGGAAACCUUGAAGUCGAUCUUUCGAUGUGGUUUAACUUCACUACUUUCGAUAUGAUUGGUGACUUAUCUUUUGGAGAAUCGUUCCAAUGUUUAGAGAACUCCGCUUAUCAUUCUUGGAUCUCCGCCCUGAAUAGAAUGACUAGACAAGGUGCUUAUUUUGUUGUUCUAGGUAACAUGGGUUUCGAAUGGCUUGUUACGCUCUUGUUCAAGACUGGGAGAUUAACAAGCCGAAACAAAAAUUCGAAUCUUGUAUCCGAAAAACUUCUUCGACGUAUGCAAAUACAGAGGCAUGACUUCAUAGAGGCCCUUCUAAGAGAAAACGAAAAUGACCAGCCAUUACCUAUGGAAUCAUUGACUGCAAAUUGCAGCAUGCUUAUGCUCGGUGGCUCUGAAACCACCUCAACACUUCUUUGUGGCGUCACAUUCCUUUUAGUCACUAACUUGGAGUCAUACAAGAAAGCAGUGCGAGAAGUUCGUGACACCUUCAAGUGUCUCGAUGAUAUCACUCUUACUUCCGUGUCCCAGCUUCAUUUCAUGCAUGCCUGCAUCAAAGAAGCGCUCAGACGAUAUCCACCCACUGCUGGAAGUCAACCCCGAUUCGUCCCCCCAGGGGGGGCUAAGGUAGCAGGACAUUUUGUCCCAGAGAAGACAGUCGUAUCAAUUUAUCCUUUCGCGGCCAGUCUAAGCUCGACAAACUUUCGAAAUCCCUUUGAAUACUGCCCGGAUCGACAUCUAGAUCCAUCGAAUACUGUGGAUGAUAUGGCAGCAUCCCAGCCUUUCAGUGUCGGUCCCAGAAACUGCAUCGGAAGAAAUUUGGUAUUUGCACAGAGUCGUUUGAUACUCGCAAGAAUUUUGUUUUCUUUUGAAAUCGAACUUGCUGAAAGUAGCCGCGAUUGGAUGAAUCAAAAGCAUCACAUCUUGUGGGACAAACCUCCCCUGAACGUGUACCUAACUCCAGUAAUGAGGGAAUCAUAG